CUCCUCUUUAGUCUCCUCUAGUCUCCUCUAGUCUCCUCUAGUCUCCUCUAGUCUUCUUUAGUCCCUUCUUGGUCUCUUCCUUUAAAUCUACGAAGCAGAUAAUCUUUCAUUAUCACAUACAUAUAUUCACAAUCCACCUUUUCUCCACGCCAAAAAUUAAAAUAAAAUACCAACACCUUCGUCGCCUUUUCGACCUUCCUCCUUCACUUCUUUCCACUCCACUCCACUCCACAUAUACAUAUAACAUAUAAAGGCCCGCUCUUCAAACAAGCCCUUGUUUGAUUCUAACCGGUUUUCUGAACUGCAUGUUCCUUCUGCAAUUACCAGGUUUAAAAUCCUUGACUCCAUCUUUUUAACGCUUGCUCUACAUCUAUCCAUCCAUCCUACUUCAAAUACCACCCGUCUACUACCGCACUACCACUCCUAUCCUACGACUAAGCACACUUCGACCAGCCUUGCACGAGCUUUUGCUUCCAGAAUAAUGGGUUUGUCCGAACUUGUGGUCACAGCAUGAGCCACACUUUCAAUUUUCCAUUACCGACAGGAUUCUUUGAUACCAAUAUACCUAUCACAUCUCAACUCCCAAUUCGGGUCCUCCUCGUGUCAUUGUUACAUUGUACUUCCUCACUCUACUCACGAUUCAUUCCAAUCACCGUUCCUGCCUUUCCAAUUAAGCCUGGCGGUACUUCGCUGCGACUGCCGUUUUUGAAAACAGCUCAACUACCCUUACUCGAGGUCAGCUGAAUUGGUUCAGUAUCGAAGCAAUUACAGCAUCCUGAUAUAUUUGACACAAACCGUGUCUGUGCCACAUUGCUACCUUUAAGGGAAGGAUCUAUACCGCCCUUGUACAAAUCUUAGAGACCAACCAUAUACCCUCGUCUAUUCCCAAGCUUGAGUAUACACCCUCAAGAAUGAUAUUCUCCCAACCGCCCACCUCACCUUUCCACGAACUGGUAAACACAACCAAGGAUUGCUCCCCCCUUCACAACACUUCUGAGCAGCGAGUAAACGUUUUGCGCGAGAGAAGUGACAAUAAUACUUCACUAUCACGGUCCCCUGUUUCUGAACUCAAAGGACCUUUCGACCACGGAAGGAGAGGUGACAUGUACCAACCAGCCCAUAGUGCAGCUCCUCGAGAGCAACUCCCAUCAAUAACCAGUCUUUUUGGCGGCGCACCACCUCCAAGUAGACCUGCGCAAUCACCAUACUCUGAGAGACAGAGUCCAAUCUUUCCAUCUUCAUCCCCUCAAGAUGGCCGUCUACCUACUACACCUUUACAUCAAGACCGCCCAUUUGAUGCAAACUUUCAGCGUUCAGCACCACGACAGUAUACACACGCCUCUCGACCAGAUUCGCUCGAUAGGCUAGGUUAUCCUGCUCCAUCUACCCGUCCCAACGUGGGAUCUAUGCCCGAAUCUCCUCGAUACGCACCCCAAUACUCGAAUCAUGACCCACGACAAGGUCAAAUGCCUUCGGGCAACAACUGGUCACCUCACUCCGAAUCUCCUCGACAAGAUCAGUUUCCAGCUUUGAGAGCUCAUCCUGAUCAAUACCGACACCAACAUCAAGUCUCUAGAUCUGAACACGAGACAAGACAGUUCUACCGUGAUCAUGCCCCCGCUCAACGAAACUACCUUCCCACACCUGCCGGUACUGUAAUGGGCGAGCCUGUGACGGUCAAGGAUGGUCUGGGACCCAAGAUCUGGACAGGAACUCAAUUUUUACCUCGUUUCGUCAGACAAGCCGACGUUGCGGGUGAAGGGAUGUGCUAUUUCUACGACGAUGGAACUCACUGCAAGACAGUCAUUGAUGGGGAAAAUGUAAAUGCUCAUUGGGGAGUCACCAAAGCGGGGAAGCCAAGAAAGAGACUUGCAAUUGCGUGCAUCACUUGUAGGGAGAAGAAGAUUAAAUGCGAUCCAGACUACCCUAGGUGUGUGCAAUGCGACAAGUUUGGCAGGGUGUGCAAGUUCAAGAAUGCUCCCCGAGGAGGUCACAACUCCCCAGAUACGCCUCCAGCUGACUCGGAAGAUAGCCUACCUAGGCCAGGUUCUUCUUUGACUGACGGUGAAUCUUUCAGAGUCGAGGAACGUGAAGGGAGCCAUUCAGUCUCGCCGCGACAAAACUUACGCCGAGCAAGCCCGGAAGUAGAGCAGCACACCAAGAGACAGCGCAACGGCUAUAAUGAUUACACUCCGGUAGCAUCAGAAGCUUCACCACGACUUUCUGUUCAAGACGCAACAUCCCCAAGAGCUGCGUGGGCUGAGCCAGAGAGUAAUCGAUUAAGUGAUCAUACCUUACAGACAGAGUGGCAAAAUGACCCGUUCCACUCUGCAAACACAGAUCUCGCCAACGAGCUCUUGACUGUUUUCUUCAAACAUGUUCCAGAGACAGCCUAUUUCAUGUUCCCAAAAAAUCAAUUCAAAAUCUGGGCUCGUUCUACCAAGGAUAAGUCCUUAAAUGACCUCACGCUCAUUUAUUCCAUACUUGCCCUUGGAGCCGUAUUCUCACCUCGAUCUCAACACAAGCAUCUGGCUGCACGAUAUGCUGAAGUCGCCAGAUAUGCAUGCGACCGGCGCCACAUCGGUAUUCAAUUAGUUCAGGCUCGUUUGUUGUUGGCUUUAUACUAUUUUGCAAUCAACAACCCCAACGAUUCAUGGGAUUUCUGUGGGUCCGCUGUGAGGGCUGCCACUGGCUUGAAGUUGAAUAUAGAGAUAGAGAAGAGUGACGAUGCUUACCGCAAGAGUUUUCCCUUCGGGCUCAACUUCAGCGGAUACGCGGAGUGCAGAAGACGCACCUUUUGGAGUUGUUAUCUUAUGGAUAGAUUCAAUGGAUUCGGCUCUGGGCAUCUGAGCAUGAUUGACCCAAAACACGUAUACCUUCGCCUACCUUGCGAUGAGGAGAGCUUCGAAAACCAAGUCAAUGUUCAAAAUCCUCUUUUUGAGGUUUCAAACCCGCGAUCCCUAGACUAUCCACGGACUUUGAACUUAAUGGCAUACGUAAUAAACGUGGCAACGAUUUGGGGUGAUGUUAUGUCCAACAUAUACAGCAAUUCACAACGACCACAACCAAUAAGGAGCUCUGAUUUCAAUGAGUUCUAUCGAUCUACCAUGGAUCGUCUCUCAAGUUGGAAAAGCACACUGCCAAACCGCUUUGCUAUCCCAGCGGAAUCAAUGGGAAGAAUGUCCGAUGGUGGAGAACUGGGCACCUACAUAACGAUGCAUGCACUGUAUCACACAACAUUCAUGAAGCUCCAUCGAUAUGUUCAACCUUACAACCUUGACGAGUCACAGCAUUCUCGUUACAUUUCUAUAGCCGAGGAGCAAGCGAAGAAGUUUUUGAAAAUCAUGGAUAUUGUAGCUAAUCGUCGUGAAUCUACCGGCAUGAGAUCGCCAAGCUCAAAUACUUCCAUCGAAUUCUCCUCACCCUUUGUGGGAUAUGCUAUUCUCUCUGCAGUCGACAUUCUCUCGGCUAAAACACAUAAAGCUUCAAUACUCUCCAUCAUCGACUCCUUCUCUGGUGCACGAUCAGUUAUUGCCGAGAUUGCACAGUUUUGGCAGAUGGCAAGGAUACAGGAAGCACUCAUCUCGGGACGCGUGGGUGACUUGAUUGAAAUCGAUCGCAGGAGCUGGUCGGCUUCUGCCAAACAAUCAAGCGCUGGAUUUUUUCAGAUGAGUGAACCAUUGGAGAAAACUUUCUCUCGUGAAAACGAUGGCAUUUAUUCAAAAGUAUAAAUGCAUUUUAAGGGUUGUUCUUGUACAUUAUUACAUUUUUAUUAUAUUGAUGACGGGUCCUCUAGAGGAGAAUGGAAUGAUACCAAGAGGCGUUUGGGAUUGCUAUGCAUUUGCAUUUUGCAUUUUGGAUGAUUAUGAGAGCAUCUUGCAUAGCGAGGCAGCGGCAUAGGUAUGGAAUACAGUACAUACCGGAUUCUUAGUUCUCAAUCAAUUUACAUCAAUGACAUUUUAUUUAUCACCUUGGAAAUCUGUUUUAUUUUGUUCCAAUAGUCAAACUAUGGAUUGUGUAUACAUAAACUACAAACAUGUUCUACAUUUACCAGCUCUUCAACAUGACCACUGUGACAAACUGACAACACAUUGUACCCUGCACUAACACGCCUCAACAUCUAGGAACUCAUCUUCACCACUACAAGUAAUAGUCUCACAGAGCAUCUGAUCCCUCCACCACCGCCUCAAACACCUUCACUCCCUUCUUCAAACAUUUAACCGUCCAAACCCGAGCACACCCCCAUCCUUCUCCAACUCAAUCUGUUCAAAAUCGACGAUCUUUCAAUGUGGAGAGCCAACUUCCCUAGCACCCCACAAACCCACAAAUCACCUAGACUAUCUACACCACUAUAGGCACCACUGCCACACCACUACGUCCGUACAUCGAGUUUCACAACC
Molecule: messenger RNA, 4400 nt
Organism: Botrytis deweyae
Lineage: Eukaryota; Fungi; Ascomycota; Leotiomycetes; Helotiales; Sclerotiniaceae
Exons: 2
Coding region: 912-3731 (939 amino acids)
Biological process (GO): regulation of DNA-templated transcription; DNA-templated transcription
Cellular component (GO): nucleus
Molecular function (GO): DNA-binding transcription factor activity, RNA polymerase II-specific; zinc ion binding; DNA binding
Source: RefSeq, a predicted model, not a curated record